This is a messenger RNA of Solenopsis invicta (red fire ant), 10996 nucleotides long. Its product is annotated as phosphatase and actin regulator 4. Gene Ontology annotation, biological process: actin cytoskeleton organization. NCBI's taxonomy places the organism in Eukaryota, Metazoa, Arthropoda, Insecta, Hymenoptera, Formicidae. The transcript has 11 exons. Gene Ontology annotation, molecular function: actin binding. The record is from RefSeq and is a predicted model, not a curated record. The coding region runs from base 3001 to 4563 and encodes 520 amino acids.
UCGCAACCACUUGGGAUGCGCGCGCUUAGCCGGCUUCGACUACUGGGACUCGCGCGGCGCGCAAGUAGUAACGGUCCGUCAGUACGGGGCAUGCUCUCACGGGGAGCGCACCUCGUUCUCGGGGAAGAAUACGCUCACUUUCAUCGCUACCAGCCUACGCGCGCAACUGGUGAUCGAUUCGCACUUCCGGGUCGACCCCCUCCGAUGCACGGCGGUUCGUCAAGGUCACUCGAUCGGGAACCUAAAGUAGAUCGCGUAAUUAGCGGAAUCACAACACGGGACCGGCUUCGCUCUUACUUUUCGCGACACGUCGUUGGACUUUUCUUUCUUACCUUGUGCAUUAGCGAAUGAUCGAUGAGAUAUGUCGCACUUUCUUCAAUCGCGCAUAAGCCUUGCAAGUCUUAAAGUUUUGUUGCGCCGACUUUCGUUUUCACGCAACGCGUUGCGAGAAUCAUCGGAGGAGAAGAAUCGCGAAUUCAUUCUCGCGCGAGAUUCUGCUUUUUAAUGUGAGUUUUUAUUUCACUGUCCGCUGGUGCUUGCGUGAAACAAGCUGCUGUUAAAGUUUGAUUUAUCACUGCCACCAUGCCAUGUUGUUCCAUUUUAUUGAAAUCAUCGGCGCUGUUUGUUCGGAAAUCAUCGCUGCGCAAUGUAAUUAGCACGAAACGGACUAACAUCGGACAGAAUGCCGCAUAUCAUCAUCCUCGAUCACCUUCAACCGCAUAUAAUCGAUUUGUCGCGGCAGACAGACCCACGUACGAAACUUCCGGCAGGAAUCUCCAGUGAGCUUUCACACAUAAUACAUGAGGGGUAGAUGUAUUUUUCGCAGACAGAACGCGAAUGCGCGAUGAGGAUGUAGGCGGGGACAUUAAAGUUUCAUAAAUGAAAAGUGGCUGACAUCGGCAAUUUAAUAUAAACGUACUGCUCCAUAAACAAUUUAACCGACGCGGCGGUACAUUCUACGGGCGAUAUCAAGAUCCAUCAGCUCGCACAGAUGCAUCUCGCGUAGUAGACGAGGGAAGAGAUAUAUUUCCCCUUUUAAUAUUCUCGCGAAUAAGAGGCGUUUUAACAUGCUUUGCUCUUAAACAUGCGAUAUAUGAAUAAGCUCGAGAGCAAUAUCGCGAUAUUUCGACGAGACUCUCUCUUGCGGAUAUAUUAAAACGCGAUAUUGAACGGUGACGAUCAACAUUUCGCGUGCGUACCACAAUUCUUCUUGCCAACGCGUUAGGUAUACUUUUGCGCGCGUGCCUUGAGCAAAUCCCUAACGUUGCAACAUAAAUUGCAAGCGUCCGGAACUCGUGAAAAAUUUCGAUAGCCGAAUUCUUUAUGCGUUAACGUCUGUUUCUACAUGUGAGCAGCUUUUGCAGAGAAUGCGAUGCAAAUUCCGGCAGCUCGUUCUACGCCGCGUUCCAUGGGAAAAGUUUGAAAUUGCGCGCGAACCUGCAAACAAUCUCGAUCGAUCGGAAACUCUUAAUCCGGGAUACGUUUGAAACAAGAUAAAGCGCCGCAUAACUACGAGAAAAUUAUGUUUGAAACAAAUAAGAGAGAGAGAGAUAUCGGUUAUGAACGUCGAUUAAUUUUUAUUAACUUUCCGUGCCGCGUAAAGUAAACAUUGUCAGAUAAAUUCUCUUUUUGCUCUUCUUAUUAUCGCAGUUUAAUCGUUCGCGCGGUAGUACGAUGUGUUUGUUACUUUAUCGAUUAACAACGAUGUUCGUGCACGCAUGGAAAAUUUUCUAUGCAUUUUCUGCGAAAUCGCUGGCGCUCUUUUAAUUUAUGACAUCGUUCCGUAAUAACAGAUCGAGCCACACGCAAUUAGAGGACGUCUUUAGACUCGGCAAAAAGUUCAAUCUCAUUUCUAGGAAGGUCUCAGCGCUUUAAUCUCGCACGAACGAAAACCCGAGGAGAGGGAAACUUUUAAUCUCGGGCUGGAUUCUCCUUUUUCGCGCGCGAGAAACACGUGCUCGAUGAAGUCCCACUUUUAUACCCGCGCGCGCAAUUUUUUUUCCACGCGUAUAUCGCAUAAUUAUAUGUUUUGAUUUAAAUCCAAGAUCACCGCGGGAAAUGGAGGAAACGCUUCGUUCGCGCCGAGUUGAAAGAAGCUUAUGUACGCCGGCACAGUAGGAUUAGCGACCGGGCGUGAUUAAAAGUUUUUCGCUGAAUACAGUUUGCAGAGAGCACAGACGGUUUACGCUUCUUAUAUCCCGGUGUUGUAACCACCGAUUUAAUGCGACGCUCGUUAUGAGAGCGCGCAACUGGUGAUCGUUUUAAACUUCCACUGUAAAGAUGCUCCGAUUGCGCGGCCAUUGUUGUUGCACCUAAAAUAACGCUGCUGUCUCUCUCUCUCUCUCUCUCUCUUGCCGCGGAUCAAUUGCCCGCGAUGUGCAUUGCAUCAAAAUGUGAAUCAAUAUAAAAUACCCAUCGGCAAAUAGCGCGAUGUAGACGUGAUACGGGCGAAACCAUUAAAUAAACUACGAAAAAAACUGAAUUGCUUGUGAAAGGGCAUUUUAUUUAUAAAAAAAAAAAAAAAAAAAAAUGCGUUUCUUUAUUCAUGUGACAUUUAUCCGUCGCGAAAUAUUUGUAACAUCGUCUCUAUCUGUCGCCACAAUUUUACGUCGCGCCUACAUUCUCGAAUUUUAACUCUGUAUAUUGCGCUGCUGUGUCGCCACAACUUCCUGUCGUUCGCAUUUCAUCGCGCUCGCAUUCCCGUGUCGCACCGUGUCGUCGCAUUAGCAGUCUGAAAUCUAAUCACCGAAAAAAAAAAUGUGUUCUUUCCGAAGCUCUCAACAUGGUCGCUACGUGGAUUGCCGCAUCGAUCGAUUGAUUAGACGAUAAUUCAUCUCAGUCGCUUCCGCCAGUCGCUCUCUUCACCCAGUACGGUUCGGGUCGCGAACCAAUUCGGUUUGCCUCUCGUUGCUAGUAGUCGAGACUAGAGUCGGUCGGACGGUCGGGCAGAAGCUCGGGGGAUAAAGAGACCGCGCGAAAACGAAGCCUCGACGGGAAGACAUGAGCGGGGUCGGCUUUUUGGCGACCGUAAAGACGUUCGCGCCGGGCGGACGUCGGCGGCGACGCUGCGAGAAGCAGCAGAGGGUCUUGGAGCUUCCGCCGGGCUACGGGAUGCAGCCGGAUGUUGUACCCUCCUGGGAUGCGGCGCCUCCUAUCACGCCACCCGCCGCAUUUUUGCCGCCGGGCUACAAAAAGGGCUUUCCAGAGCCGAAGAAGGAAAAGACUGAACAGAAUGCGAAUGGCGCGGUAUCGCCGAGCGGCGGCGGCAGCGAGCCGCGGGCCGCCAAUUUGGGCACGGCGAUGCCGGUCCCGGGUCCGGCCCCGGAUGCCGGGAACCAGCAAAAGCCGAACAGGCCGAACACCCUCGACGCCAGGGUGGUAGCCAGGAGGCUGAUCUUGUUCGACAUGGACAAGGGGGUGCUGGAUCAGAGCGCCGACAACCAGCAGGUAAUCGAGAGGUGUUACCCGUUACCACCUCAGAAUACCUUGAUGCUGUCGGAGCUCCCAGAACCGCCGAUACCGUUGAGCGAGAUCGGCCCCAUACCACCCCCGCCGAUGUUCAGCUCCCCGAGUCCCACUUUGCUGGCGAGACAGCGGCAAAUCCCGCUCUCGGACUGCGAGGACGAGGAUGAGGAGGACGUCGACGUGGAAGAAGAGGACGACAAUAUGUACGUCUUCAGGGUGUCGCAGCCUGAUCCAGCGAUCGACACGUCCCGUGUCGAGGAGAUACCGGCGAAGGAACCCAAGUUCCACGCCGUACCGCUGAAGAGCGUCCUGAAGAAACGGGGCUCCGGAAGCGGACCCGGCACGCCGCAGAACACGCCGACGCAGGAGAACAGGCCGCUGACGCUUCGCCAGGAGCUCCACGCCUCGUUCAAAAGGCCACCGUUGAGGCCUAGGAUGAGAAUAUGCAGUCGACCGGUCAGAUUCGGCCUCGCUCUGCCCUGCACGUUGGAGAACAAGGAGAACGCGAGGCCUUACGUCAUCCGAGAGGACGCGGACGGCGACUCUGGCGACGGACAAGUCCUUUACAGGGAGGAUUACGACGACGAGAAGAGUCGUUUGGCAGCCAAGAUCGCGCGCAAAGAAUCGCUCUCGCUGAAGCUCGCCCUCAGGCCAGACAGACAGGAACUCAUCAACAGGAACAUCCUUCAGCUGCAGUCGGACAAUGAGAGGCAGGAGACGAAAGAGGCCAUUGGCGCCAAGCUUAUCAGGCGGUUGAGCAUGCGGCCGACCCAAGAGGAACUCGAGGAGAGAAACAUUUUGAAAAAGCAAAGUCCCGCCGAGGAGAAGAAGCAGAAGGAAGAGAAAAAACGCUAUCUUCUGCGAAAGCUGAGUUUCCGACCGACUGUUGAAGAACUCAAGGAAAAAAAGAUUAUCAGGUUCAACGACUAUAUCGAGGUAACGCAGGCUCACGAUUACGAUAGAAGAGCCGACAAGCCUUGGACGCGGUUAACUCCGAAGGACAAGGCUGCCAUUAGGAAGGAGUUAAACGAGUUCAAGAGUUCGGAGAUGGCCGUUCACGAGGAUAGCCGACACCUCACCAGGUUCCAUAGGCCAUGACAAUUGCAAUGUGUUGAGGUGCUACAGUGUGGUGCGGGUAUACGUGAAGGUGCAGUGUGGUGGCUUCGUGUUGAGGCCGGGUGAAGAAAGAAGGAAGAGAGAAUCGGCUGUCGUUAUUUCCGGAGUUAAAGCCGGAACGCGCGAUACUCGCGUCCGAUCGGUGACGGUGAUUUCUUUGACGUUGCUGCGUCGUGUCGUUCGUCGUUGUCGCCAGACAUCAUCCGCUGGCACUUCUUCCGUCAUUGUCAUUUAUACACGUCAACGACAAACGCCACCAUGACGUCGACGAAGAUUGUGAUAGGGUGACUCGCCGCCCCGUCGAAGAGGACUUGGCGGGUCGCUCGCCGAUUUCUUUUCACAAGGGUCGUUCACACCCGUGCUUGGCCGAGCAGUUCGCGCUCUUUCCGACACCUUCCUAACUACUCUUCAUGUUUGUAUCUUCUACAUUGAUCUCGUUAUAGUACACGCGUCAAGGCGUUUGUAUUCUCAAGAUAUCUUGGAAAUAUUCUUAAAACUUUGCGCGAUAAAUUCUCAAGUAGAUAUGUUACGCGCGAGUUUCUCCUUCUGCAUUGAAUGAUGUCAUUGAAGCUUAAAACUACGAUCUUCGGAUUCAAAGCUUGCCGUUGUGAAAAUCAAAACGCUGUAUAGUAAGUAAGACUUUUUUUAUUGAAACGCUCACGUGUGUGUCCGCUGAACGUUUACGCUGAAUAAGAUCAGAAUCAUUUUAAAUUAUACAAUAUUCUGUCCCUUUCGUAUAUAUAUAUAUAUAUAUAUAUAUAUAUAUAUAUAUAUAUUGACAAUUUUUAUUAUAAAUUUUUUAAAAUUAUUUUUCUUUGUUGUAUAGUAUUUAUUAACUAUAAUUUAAUAAUAGAAACACGUCUGUUAAAUUUUAGCAAUACAAAAAAUUACGUAUGAUGAAAACGCGUGUCACACGCACACGAUGCGUGAGAAUGUUUGGAUUAAUCGUGUGCAAGUUAAUCGUGUUUAAAAUUAAGCGUGAGUCUUCGGCGUAAUUCUAUGGACACUACGAGCGCGCGUGUGAACAUACCCUUAAACGUAUAAACACCAUUUUGCAAUCAAGCUAGCUCAUCAGUGUCACCUGGCAUCGUUGUAUAUGUAAAUGUCUCUCAAAUUUCAUUGUAACACAGAGAUAUGUGAUAUGUUGCGUUGAUAUCACAGAAAAAAGAAUACUCGAACCCAGUAACGAAUAUUCGAGGAUCAAAUGAGAGGUACAUCACGUUACAAGCGAUAUAUCUCGUAAAGUGAGUUCAGUUUAGUUUUUAACUGAAAAAAAAAAUAAAAAUAAAAAUGUUUUAGUAUUAAUAUUUUUAUACGUUGACGAAUGAACAGCAGCAGAAUUUUCGCAAAAUCAUUUUUCGAUAUAAUCCCUCGUUUUUAAUGAUUAAGAUUAUAUUCGGCUGACGUCCGAAAAUGUGAUUUACGAUAAUUCCAUGUUCUCACGAUUUUCGCGCGUAGUCCGCGCAGAGAGUAUUCAUUGCUUGAGACUUUCACUAACACUAUUGCGUGCAUAGUUCGUUAUAGCUCUUCGUAUACACCGCGCGAGGAAUGAAAACAGGCAUUCAGUGUCUACGACAAUCGGUCGACUGCUCGAUUGACAAAAAAAAGAAACGGUUUUCCUUUACUGCCAGGUAUCACUCUCUCGUGGAGCUGCCUUGAGGAGCAAGCGCUUACGAUUAUCUAAAAAAAAUAAAUAAAUAAAAAAUGAAAUUGGACGUACUCCGUUCGUGAGAAAUCAGAAAUGCAUUGUGCAAUUAAACUUUGUACAGGAGUAGAUAGCGUGUACAUUAGUGACUAUUAUUAUCAUCAUUGUUAUAUCGAUAAUAUCGCUAUAGGGACGCUCUAUGGUCCUCGUUAAUUUCGAUCGUGUGCGCACUUUAAUCGCGGCAAUGUUAAAUUCAUUAAAAGCAGAGAUCGUUUGCUGUUCCGUAUUCGUUGAUUGCGAAUAAAUUCACGAUAAGGUCUCGUAAAAAAAAAUGGUUAAACGCAUUUAUAACAAAAUAUGUACGUUUACAUAUUUUGAAGAAUACGUUUACUUCAAUGGCCUGGUAAUAAAAGAACUUAACGUUAAAACUGGAAAUUGCGGCCAUUUAUUAUCGGAUUAAUUUAUGUUCGCAUCAACCGCAUUGGAGCAUCAACGAUAAAUACUCUGCUCAUGUAAAAGCAAUCUGAUGAGUCAACAGAUGGAUUGUAGUUCUAAGUUAUAGUCCUGUCUAUAAUAUUGACGCGAAGAAGAAAAAAUUGAAUUAGGCAGAAUUAGCGCUAACUAGACUGACGUCUGGUGACGAUCGGUUUUUAGUAUUGAAACUCGUUCAAGUCCGUUGUUCUCGACAGAGAGUAGAACGAGGAAAAAAGUAGUUACAAAAUCGCCAUGUUGCGCGCAAAUUUGUAUUUAGAUUCUUAGCUGAUCGAAAGAACGAAGUCCAACGAAGGAGGGAAAAAAAAUAAGUAAAAGACGAGAAGACACGUGCCUCGAUGUGCGAUGUGUCUUGCACGCUUAUCUCUGGAAGCUUCUUGCAUCCCCUCCCCUUGCUUAUCCUACCCCAGUUAUGCGAAACCGACCCUCCCGCUCACGUCGCCGUUGACGCGACGGAGGUUCGUCGUACCUUCUUGUUUUGGACAACCGACGAAUGAAACCAAAAGUAAAAAAGAGAUUACGAGCUACGAUCUUGCAUGAUAUAGGCAAAUCUACAGCAGCGGUGAGUAAAAGCGAAGUCGCGGUCGACAGUCUACUUUCCUCUCCUCGUUUAGAAAUCCUAGUUUUUAACGAUCGUCCAAUGGGGUGAGAGGAUCGGUGUGUAAUGUGUCGAUCUUUCUCUUAACCCGUCGGUGAACUCAGCUGUUCGAUAUUAAUUCGUCAACUUCGAGGUCGUCGAAGGUAUAAAGGACGAGACGCCUCUACCUUCGGGAAAAUACCACGAAGAAGCACGUCAUAAGGAACGUCAUAAAAUAAUAAGCAGGGAGAUUAAAGUGUCUCUCUCGUUCCAUUGGUCGAGCGCUGUGGCUACCAUGUAGUCGACAAAUAUAUCCAUUUCCGGAUUGCCUGGGUCGGUACGAGUGCAUGCCCGUAUGUAUGUGUGCGAAUAAUGUGCAUGGAGAGAAAAAUGAGAGAGCAGAAGAAAGUAUGUGUAUGAUUACGAAUAAAUAUUUUAGGAAGAGAGUGGUCGAAAUUUGAAUGGAGCGUCUCUGCGGCAAUUUUUUUUUUCUCCGAGCUACGUUCGAAAACGUAUCUUGAUGUGUCAUCCUGCAUACAUUUUCAUAAGAAAACAUAAUAAAGAGUCUCAUACGCACACUAGGAGUUAAAUAAAAAAAAAAAAACAGCAGUUAUUUCAUGUUGGAAUAUAUAACGGCAAAGUCAUUUAACUCAAAGAAGCUUAAGCGUUCGGGAUGAAUUAGGCAUGAAUACAUAACAAAGUUGAUUCUUUAAUCAAUUUUGAUUUAAUUUAGAUUUCGCUUAGAAAUGUAACUCAAAAAUUUAAAAUUUAAUGUUAAAACGAUAAUAAUUGUGAUGGAUUUCCAUCAAGUUUUCAGAGAAAAAAUAUUUCAGAUUUUGUAACUGAGAAACUGUAGCAAGAGUAGUGUUACAUCAUAUAAAUUCUUCGCCAAAUAUAUCAAAUUUGAGGAAGAACCGAUGUAAAAUGCAGCUUUUGCGUUAAAAUAAAAAGUUGAAUAAUUCAACAUCGUUGUCGAUGGAUCACUUUCAUCAUAUUCAAAUCGGUAAAUAGCUACUUUGAAACGGGAUGGUUUGCAUCUACUGUAGAACGACGUUCUUGAGCGUAGCUUCACAUCCCCACAUCUGUUCGAAGCGUCCACUCUCUGAGCGUGGAACAAAGGCAAGAAAAAUUAUAAAAAGCACGACAUGCGAAACAUAUGUCUAAUAAAUGAAUGGUUUUGUGUAUGUACAUAUUGAUAUAUAAAUAUAUAUAUACAUAUAUUCGCAUAUUGUAAAACACCGUGAUAGGAGAGAGCCCACUGCUACACGCUACACGAUAUUAUGCAAUGUGUAAACGGUGAAUACUUAUAAAUACUAAUUUUUAGAUAACGGCGCGCUCUAAAUGCAAAACAAUACACCAUAUACAUAUAUAAAUAUUAUAAAUAUAAAUAUAUAUAUAUAUACAUAGAUAUAUAUGACGCGGUACAAGCAGUAUGUGCAUUUUCCAGCACAGAUAGUUGGUAUUUUGUGUACAAAACUGAAAAAAAAAUUGUUGGACAUUUUCUCUGGACGCGCCGAGUUCGGGACCGCGUAUCGUGACGGAGAGGCGAAGGGGAUGAAAUUAACGUGAGUCUCCGUUGCAAUCGCAUUGCCGAACGAUUGAACAACGAGACGAUCGGCCGAUCGACGGCGCGGAACGGCACGAACGCGCGUCGCAUCGCGAAUCAUCGACCCCGUAGUUAAGUCAUAUAUCAUCAUCCCAUCUGAAUGUAAUAAUAUUGUCGUCUAAGUUUAGCGCAUUUUCUCUCUCUCUCUCUCUCUCUCUCUCUCUCUCUCUCUCGUUCACAUCCUGCUCGACGACGCGCGUCCGAACCGUUCCUCUCUCUCGUGUUUUGCGCCGCGAAUCAGCGACAUACCGUUUAUUCUGCAAAACGAAUUCGAAAUUAAUUUUCUAUCCUCUUCAGACGACUAUAAAAUUUCUUCGACACUUCUCUUUUGAGCGAAAAAGAAAAAACGAAAUAGCCCAUCCAAGAAAAUGCAAACUUCUCACGAUAUUUCUUGUAAGAGAUGGAAGCUAAGACGUCGUUUCGCGGUUUGCAGAAUAGCGGAGGUUCCGUAGUGCGGUAGCCGUAGUGAAGUCUUGCUGUAAAAAGAAGAAACGAAAGAGGAAGGAAGGCGGACGGAAGUGAAUUUGUCGCAACUGCACCGUGAAAACGGACCGACGAAGUCCACUUGUAUCAUAGCACCUUACGAUAAUGAAGCAUUGUAACGACAGUAACAAUAAUAAGAAAUCAUGGUAAUUUAAGAGUGAGCACGUGAGGGAGAGAGUGUGUAGGCGGUGCGAACCGGUGGCUCUCCAGCUCUCCAACCCUUUCCCGCGACGCUGAGGAGCCUCCGGUUUCGCGACCGCGAAAAUAGGGCUUAGGGCACUGUCACGCGGGACACUCGUCGCGUACACGAAUCCUCCGCUCGCGGACUCGGAUCUGCCAAAGGGGAAACGCGCCGAUGUCGCCGGGAAGUAUGCGGAACGUCCGCGCGAGCGGAGGACAAACCGAUCGGUCCCCGAGUAUCCGGCGCAAAGGGCCAAGCCUAGAGAUUUUUACCAAAAUGACUCUACACCGCGCGAAGGUGAAGGCAGUUGCAGUUAAUUCGUAUCUCGUUCCGUUUCGCGAUUGGAAAAAAAACUCGCGCUUUUACGAGGAACGAUCGUUGAUGAGGAGCAGCGUUCGGGAGUUCCGCUGGCGCGAUCACCCGGAGCGAAAUUUUGCAUUUUUGCCGCGCGUGCGAGAUCCUGGCAGAUUUUAUCCCGGCUUCUUUUAUCGCGAUCGUACGAACGUAUAUACGGUAUAAUCAUCGUUUCCGGAACGUGCGACGGACAAGGUGUGCGACCUCCGCCUCCGCGAAGGAUGGUGAAUCGAUUGAUCUCUGCAUCUUUUUUAUUAUCGCGCGUUUCGCCCGGAUGCGAGGAUUAUCGAUAGGAUAAGGGGGAUCGAGAUGUUAGCUUAGGACAGACGUUUCCCUUUUCCUUUCUUUUGUUUUUAAAAGCAAUGCGCUUGAAUAAUUAUUUUGUGCUAGCGACGACUAGCGAUGUAACUAUUCGCGCCUCGCGUCGUCGCCGUAUAUCAUUUAACUUGCGUUCGCAUUGUUUUUAAGAAGCAACACUCUACACGCGUUUCCGCACGCGCGAGAGCGUGCUCUUUCUUUCCACUCGGUUUGCCUGCCGAUUUAUUAGCGUCGUUCGGUCCGGAACAUUCGGCCAGUGAUCGACUGCUGACGCGUUGCACGGGACGUAAUUUGGAAAAAUUGUAUUAUAUAUCGAAACCGAAAGAUCCUCUAUAUGUAAGAAUAAUGAUGUAUAUAUAUAUAUUGAUUAUUACACACGGUAAAUUUGGAUUAAUUGCACUCUCGAGAGAGAAGCUGCGCCCCUGAUCCAAUGAAAGAAUCAAGACGCAUCGAGAGCUAGAGGGCAAGAUUGAAGAAAAAAAAUUGAGAAUUUCAUGAAUUUAUAUAUAUAUAAAUUUAUAUAAAUAUAUAUUUGUAUAUAUAUAUAUAAUGCAUGUAAAAGAGCAAGACAGCACAUUGUUCUUUCAUUCAUUUCGAAAGACGCUGCGUUUCCGAUCCUGAUCCAUUUUUGUUUCGUUGUUAGUUUGUACGCACUACGAUUAUCGCAAUUUAUUGUAUUAUCGACGAGAUACUGUAACAAACAAAAAAUACUGUUAACUAUUCUUAAAAAAAUUAAAACUUUUGUAAACUGAGAAAAAA